AUGAUGACUGAUGAAUUAGCAACAAUAUUUUUAAAUGAAAAGUUCUAUUAUAGUGCUUAUAUAUUAACUUUAAGUAGAGAAUCUGUUAUAUCUCAAGCAAUUCACAUAGUAAGUUCGUAUAAUUUGGGGUUUCUUAAUAGUAUUAAAGAGAUAUUUAACAAAGAAAAUCUAGAUAACGUCUUAGAAUAUAAAGAAGUUGCUAUCAUCUAUAUCAGAUUAACUAAUAAAGAUAUUAAAAUAGUGCCUAGUAAAACAAUAGAACCCAUAAAUAAUACCUUGAUAGGUUUUGAUAGUAUUAAAUAUUAUUGGAUGGCUUAUGAAAAUAAAGAGAUGAUAAGAAAAAGACUCCUUGUAAAGUCAUUAGAGUGUAGUAACAAUAAUCUUGAAGCCAUACUUACAAUGUUUUUUGAGUCAAUGAUAACCUACGUUGAAUUUAAUAAGUAUAUUUCUAAUAUCAGUGACAAUGAUCUUAAUAAUGUUUUAAUUAAUUUUGUGAAUGAAUUUGAUAGAUUUGAUAAUCCAUUUAACUUACUGGUAUUUGUUUAUAAAAUGUAUGACAACAUUAAUCUUUUAAGUAGAAUAGCUUUCCAUAGACUGUAUGCCUUUUCAGAUACAUAUGUUUUAAAGUUUGUCAACGGCUUGUAUUAUUUAAAGACGGGAAUAGUAGAAAGUUCUAUUGAGGCGUUUGAUGAGGUAAUUAAUUUGAAUAGGUAUUUUGGAUUGGCUUAUCUUUACAAAGGAAUAGCUAAAUCAAUGUUGAGAGAAAUGGAAGAAUCAAAAGCUAAUAUUAAGAUUGCCUAUCAAAUAAUGGAGAAUAAUCCUAUUGUUGCUUAUUAUUUAGCUUUUGAGUAUUUCGUCGGUUGUGACUUUAAUGGUUGUAAAUUUUACCUUGAUAGGAUGAUACGCAAUAUUAAUAAAAGUGAAAAAAAGAAGCUUAAUACAAAUAAAGUUUCUCUUUUAAAGAAAAUUACUUACGAAAUAAUUAAUUUGACAAUCAGUAAAGACUACAAUGAUAACUUGGAUGCCAUUUCUAAAUAUUUAAUUAAUUUUUAUCUCUUUGUUCUUAUAGCAAAUGAAGAAUAUGGUUUAGCAAAAGAUGUACUUGAUGAAUAUACUGAUUUAGAUCCACUUCUUCAAGCAUUUUACUAUCUUUUUAACGGUGAGUAUGAUAAGAGUAUGGAUGUUAUGGAACAAAAUGAUGAUAGUCCCUAUUUUAUGUUGCUUAAAGGUUAUUUAGCUCAUUUAGUUGAUAAUUUUGAUACAGCAGUAUUUUAUUAUAAAUCAACUAAGUUUUACUUUGAGGAUGAUAAAAUAGUGAAUGAUUUGAUAUUGUUAGCAAUGGAAACAAGAAAUACGGGAAUAAAAAAUAAAGCGUGUGUAUUUGCAAGUUGUUUGUUUGACUUACUGCCUUAUAAGAAAAGAAAAUUAUUUCUUUUUAUGUAA
Hepatospora eriocheir is the source of this 1443-nucleotide messenger RNA. NCBI's taxonomy places the organism in Eukaryota, Fungi, Microsporidia, Hepatosporidae. The record is from the annotation of a GenBank genome assembly.